AUGGCCGACAGCGAGCAUGCCGCCAUGGCCGACUCGCCAGAGACGGCGCGAUCAAGAGAUAAAGUCCACCACACAGUGACAGCAUGUGUGAGAUGCAGACAGCGAAAGACAAGAUGCGACCCAACUUUACCCCGUUGCGAGCCCUGCGAGCGGACCAACGCCCACUGCGAGUAUUAUGACUCGAGCAAAAAUCGGUCCAUACCACGAACCUACAUCACCUCUCUGCAAGAGACAGUCCGUCGGUUGAACGAAGAACUCAAAGCAUUGGAAAACGAGGAGGAUUAUGAACCUGACCACGAGUCUAUGGCGCGGGCGGCUGGCCUCGUGAAAUUCAGUGAGAACGAUGAAUGCCGCUUCUUGGGCCCUUCGAGCGGAAUCGCCAUCACGCGCUUCGUGAUGGAGUUUGCGAAACAGAAUGCGGCCCGGAGAACAAUCAAAGAGAUCGUACCGCAUAAGGCCGCUCAGGAAAUCAAGGAAAAGUUCGACGCCGAAAGUGAGAAGCCUACUUCAAAGGUAUAUCCGUUGAUAAGCUCGGUGGCCGCCCCAGACCUCCCGACUCGUGAUCUGAUGGACCGCCUGGUCGAGAUAUACAUGGUCAAGGCUCAGUAUAUGCUCCCACUCCUCCAUGAGCCUUCUUUUCAUCGAGAUUUGCAAGCCGUUUAUAACGGGUCCGACGAUCCGACUCUGAACUUUCAAGUUCGCCUUGUCACUGCAAUCAGUAUGCAGAAACUCGACAAACAGUAUGCUGGGCUUGCCGACAGCUACUACCUUGCUGCCUUGCCCUACCUCACAGGAGCCGUGCAAAAGAUGGAUCUGUCGACGCUACAAUGUUUUGCACUCAUUGCACAAUAUUCGCUGCUUACACCCACGAGAACAGCAGCAUACUGGGUGGUUGGAAUUGCGGCGAAGUUGUGCCAGGACCUUGGGCUAUGCGAGGAAGAGACUAUUCACAAGCCGCCUUCUGGUGCACGACCGAACGCUCUGGAAGUCGACAUGAGGCGAAGGCUAUUCUGGAUCAUAACAUCGAUGGAAUACGGCCUGUCUCACAGUCUCGGAAGGCCUAGCGCCUUUGGGGUCACCGUCGACAAUAUCAAUGUCAACUUUUUCGAGCUUUGCGAUGAUCGCUUCAUCAGCGCCGACGGCUUGCUGUCUGGACAUCAUCCAAUAAUGAAGAAGUGUAUUUCAAUUCAUUUCUUCAAAAUGAGAUUGUUGCAGGCCGAGAUCAGGCGGACUUUGUAUCUUCGAAGACGCGAUACACCCACACAAGAUACCGACCCAUGGUUUCAUCAGAUGUUGCAGAAAAUCGACGACUGGGUUCGAGAUUGUCCGAAGAAUGACGAAGGCUCUGGGCUGAGUGAAGCCUGGUUCAUCGGUCGCAAGAAUACAAUGAUAGUCUUUAUGUAUCGGCCUUCGCCUCAAAUUCCCAGUCCAUCACUCGAUGCAGCCCACAAAUGCUAUGCCGCGGCAAUAUUCAAUAUACAGCUCCAGAAGCGCCAAGUGGAAGCACAUCUGAUCGACAUCACCUGGAUCUUCACUCAAGCAAUUUUCAUGGCUCUUAAUACGGUCCUCUGGUGUCUGUCGUACCCUGGCAUCAGGCAGCAGCAUCCGAUCGAGGAAGUUCAAUUGCAUAUUCAAGAUGCACUCAAAGCAAUCGAGCUAUGUGCGGAUCGCUGGCCAGGUGUCCGAUCUGCCGAGCAACUCUACGAGAAUCUUGUCCUCGGCUGCUUGAAAGCCUACGAAGCGGAUAAGAAUUCCGAGUCCCCAGCGGCUUCCGACUAUGUAAGCACGGCGACACAAGAUGUCAGCUCUUCGACGUCCCAGUUCGCCAACAGCCCUGCCAGUACUGCAAACACGUCACUGUACGGUGCUCAAUCGCCACAGUCCAUUCACAGUGUGCAAACUCAAGCCGGUGGUCACAACUUCCAGAAAGCCGUCAGCGGCUUCAUCGACCACACUAAGCAGGCGUACCACCAUCAGCCUGAUAUAGUCCCAACGACGUCUCAGCCUCAAAACCUCGGCCCACAAUACAUGCCAACCACAGUGCCGCGCCUCGAUAUUCAAUCUAUGCAUUAUAGCCUGCCUGGCUUCGACCCACAAAAUGCGGCAAACUAUAUCCCCACAACCUCCUCAGGUUCGAGCCCGUGGACAUCUGGCCCCAUGUUGCCUGGUAUCAUUCCUGGGCUUACCGGUUCGCCAAACAUGAAUUAUGAUGAUCUACCUUAUUUGGCACCUUUUGGUCAAGAAUAUUCGCGGUACAUGCAGCAGUCAUACCCGUCUACAUAUCAGAUGCAAUCCCUCAGCCAGCAGCAACAGAUGGAGUUGAUGGCAUCCCUGGAGAGAAGUCAGCUACCAGAUGUGUCGAAUCUGGUUAGCGAUGCUACAACUUUCUACAGUGCCCAACUGCCCUGA
This is a messenger RNA of Exophiala xenobiotica, 2409 nucleotides long. RefSeq lists its product as uncharacterized. Bases 1 to 2409 code for a protein of 802 amino acids. The record is from RefSeq and is a predicted model, not a curated record. Gene Ontology annotation, biological process: DNA-templated transcription; positive regulation of transcription by RNA polymerase II. NCBI's taxonomy places the organism in Eukaryota, Fungi, Ascomycota, Eurotiomycetes, Chaetothyriales, Herpotrichiellaceae. Gene Ontology annotation, molecular function: sequence-specific DNA binding; zinc ion binding; DNA-binding transcription factor activity, RNA polymerase II-specific. The transcript has 3 exons.